Messenger RNA from Xylaria bambusicola, 1349 nucleotides. RefSeq lists its product as uncharacterized. Lineage: Eukaryota; Fungi; Ascomycota; Sordariomycetes; Xylariales; Xylariaceae. The transcript has 3 exons. The record is from RefSeq and is a predicted model, not a curated record. Gene Ontology annotation, molecular function: oxidoreductase activity; FMN binding. The coding region runs from base 71 to 1189 and encodes 372 amino acids.
AUUACCAAGCCUGCCCGACGAGCCUGUCGAGCUUUACAUUAAACAUCUGAGCAUAGGUAGAUAAUUCAUAAUGGCUCAGCCAGGCGUGGUUAUCUUAAGUGUCGACGACAUUCGUAAAGAAGCUGCAAAGAGACUAGAUAGAGUCACGCUAAACUUCUUCAAUGAUGGUUCAACUGAUCAAAUCACGGUACUUGAAAACGUCACGGCUUUUUCCAAGUAUCGAAUCCGGCCCCGCGUCUUAAGGGAUGUGUCAAAAGCAGACACAAGUGUGACGGUUCUUGGCCGGAAGAUAGCAUUUCCAUUGGGUGUGUCUCCAGCUGGUAUCCAAGCGAUGGCUCACCCCGAUGGCGAGCUCGCUACCAGCCGUGCUUGCGCAAGACGGGGUAUAAACAUGGGUGUUUCAUCAUUUGCAAACUACUCAAUUGAGGAGAUCACGAGCGCCGGCCUCACUGUCGGCCCCAUCGGCUAUGUGAUGCAACUAUAUACAAUGAAAGAUCGAGCAUUGCAGGAGCGGAUAAUCAAACGUGCUGAAGCUGCUGGGUGUGUUGCUAUAUUUCUAACAGCCGAUAGCCCUGUACUUGGUGUUCGGUAUAACGAAUGGAGGGAUGACUUUCGGACACCUGUUGGCCUUGAUUUCCCUAUGCAGGACAAGACGUCCGAGAAGAUUCAAGCCCAAACCCAUGACGACGGCUUCGUCGCUUUCAAUUCGGAUGCGCACUCUUGGGAAUACGAUAUCCCCUGGCUCCGGAGCCGGACAAAAAUGCAAAUUUGGAUUAAGGGCGUGUUAACAGCGGAAGACGUUCUGCUUGCGCGUGAGUACCGAUGCGAUGGUGUCAUUGUGAGCAAUCAUGGCGGCAGGCAGCUCGACGGCGUCACGGCCACGCUUGACGCCCUCCCCGAAUGUGUUGCAGCUGCCGAUGGCAAGAUUCCCAUUCAUAUUGACGGCGGGUUCCGAACUGGCGCAGACAUCUUCAAGGCUAUUGCUCUAGGUGCCCAAUGCUGCUGGGUAGGUCGGCCAGUGAUGUGGGGCUUAGCAUAUAACGGAGAGAAAGGAGUAGAAAAACUCCUUAACAUUUUAUAUGAAGAUUUUAAACGAUGUAUGAAGUUGGCAGGUUGCAAGAGCAUUUCGGAGAUCUCGCAAGCGUCUUUAACCAUUUCUGGACAGGGUAGACCUUUAACCAAGUUAUAAUCUAUCAUUAAGAUAUAGGAUUACGCCUUUAUAUACAAGAUUUACCUUUAAGGACACAGGUCUCGCUAAUAGAAUGAUUUAGGUAGGAUACUAAACUAAAGUUACAGGUUGAAAAUAUUAUUAUAAUAAACCUACUAUAACAAGGGUAGAGAUAUUAGGC